Molecule: messenger RNA, 1797 nt
Organism: Columba livia (rock pigeon)
Lineage: Eukaryota; Metazoa; Chordata; Aves; Columbiformes; Columbidae
Gene: LLPH
Product: LLP homolog, long-term synaptic facilitation factor
Exons: 3
Coding region: 108-452 (114 amino acids)
Biological process (GO): dendrite extension
Cellular component (GO): nucleolus
Molecular function (GO): RNA binding
Source: RefSeq, a predicted model, not a curated record
UGUGGGGCGGGGCCUAAGGCGUCAGCGGGUGCGUCCAUGCGCAUGCGCGGACGGCGGGGGCAGCGGAGCGCGAGGGAGGACGGCGGGCCUCGUGCGCGGCCGGGGACAUGGCGAAGAGUCUGAGGAGCAAAUGGAAGAGGAAGAUGCGGGCGGAGAAGAGGAAGAAGAACGCGCCCAAGGAGCUGGAGAGGCUGAAAAAAAUCCUGAGCACCAACGCGGAUGUCGUCAUGGAGGAGGUCAAGGAGGUGGCGACCGUGCUGCCCCCCAAGAAAGUCCUCGAGCAGGGGGAUGACGGCAAAAUGGACAUAGAUAAUAAACGAAACAAAAAAACUCUUCUAGACCAGCAUGGACAGUACCCAAUAUGGAUGAAUUCCAGGCAGAGAAAGAAGCUUAAGGCACAGCGUGUUAAAGGGAAAAAAAAAUCAAAAUUGGCCAAAGGCCUAGUCUGGUAAAAUCAGAGUUUUGUAAGAUCAUGUAUAUUUUACUUGCAAAAUAAAGAUCCCAGAUAAGUACAUGAUAUUCUAGUGCUUGGCCACCAAGUAUAACUUAUUGUGUUGCUUGAAUUUUUGAAGAGACUGUUAGACCAUCAAAUGAUGAAAGUAAUAUCAACUUGAUGUCUGCCAAACUUAAAAAAAAAUGCAAAAAGCAAGCUGAGUGCCUUUGAAUAGACUAAGUUUCUGUGAUUAUCUGUUUUCUUGAGGGGGUGGGUCUUAAUCUUAUAUAUUGUGAACACUGAAAAUGCUGAUGGAAAUCCUAAAAAUAAGAAAACUGUAACUGAGUUUUGUACUGUGGUCUUUGCCAAUGUAAGUUGUCCUUUAGUAAAUUUAACCAAAGGAUUCUGUAAAGUCACCAUAUCCUUUAAAUUCUUCUGUAAAAUUACUUUUGUUACACCAGUUUGUGUUGCUUUUAACAUAUGGUAAUUAGUGAAAAUGGCUUUUAACAUGUAACUUAAAAAGAUUAUGCACUGAAAUCCUCACCAACGUUUCAUGAAACUUCUGUAAUUAAAAAGGCAUAGUGUCGGUCUGGCUUUAAUAUGCGAAGAGAAAGCUGUUGGAACAAAGAAGUGUUUCACUGCUGUCUGCAACUGAAAUAUUGUAGGAACUAAGUAACUGAAACUAAAACCGAUUCUUUUAUUACUAAUAUGAGAGAAUGCAAAUGCACAGACUGGAAAUAAAAUAGUUUUGUUUACGACCUUUUCCAAGUUUUAGUAAAGUAAAUGAGAAUUUUCUUUUCCAUAUGUAUUUUCUGUAGCCUUUUAUUCCUCUUAAAAUGGUACUCAUGAUCGUGCUUUACAAUGUGGGCAUAGGAUAAAAUAUUGCAUGAUUGCGUAACAGAUGCCAUUUAUAUGUGAUUUGCUACAGUUGGUUGCAUAUUACUUGGCAGUAACAUGUGAUGACAGAUGCAAGAAUUAGUUCCCCGGAAAGCUUGUGUUUUUAAAAUGUCUCUGAUUUCAAGGAUGGAAAUAAUUACAGUACUAGUCCUGCAGUGUGUUGCAUGUCAAAGUACCAUUCAUUGAUUUGGAGCAUAACCUUUGCCCAGCUUUAUCCAGGAUGGGAUCCACAUUCUGUAGUUUCCCACAAGUGAUACGGGUCAGUUGUGAUAACUUAGACAUAGGAGAUAGGAUUUAUUCUUUUGAAAGUAAUUACACUGACUUAUACUGUGGUAAAAUCCACUAAGAAGAAAUCAACCUGAUAGAAAAUUUAGUUUUUCUGGUAAAAUACAGUAGACGUUUUAUUAUUGUUACAAGGAGAAGUAUUCUGUUGCUCAAAUAAAGAACUACAAAGGUGUUGGAGGAAA